UUUAGCGCUCGUACCAUCGAGAAACCGGCCUCGAUACAUCUUAUGCUGUCAGUGGCCCUCAUAAACCCAACAGAAGAAGAGUAUGUGGGAGAGGCGAGUACCAGUAUAGAAAGAAUAAAAAAGUUAUCAGGACCCUCUAAGCAAACUGCACAUAUUCUGAAGUGAAGUGAUCACUAUCUUGUUGGUUAUCAGUCUUAUCAGUGGGUGUGCAGUCUUCAUGUUCAGGAACACGAAGAGGAUACCAUUACGACAUUUCAAUUCUCGUAUUAGACUACUUCAAUCAAGAAUGGCAAAGAGAAUACCACAGCAAUUUGAAUAUUUUCUUGUGCUUGAUUUUGAGGCCACAUGCGAUGAUGGAAAAAAAAUUCAUCCGCAGGAAAUCAUUGAAUUCCCAGUUCUGAAAGUGAAUGCAAAGACCUAUGAAGUUGAUUCUCAGUUCCACCAUUUUGUGAAGCCAAAACAUAACCCUAAAUUGACUGAUUUCUGCAUGAAACUCACUACAAUAACGCAGGAAGAGGUGGAUGCAGGAAAACCGUUUCCCGUUGUCUUUGAAGAAUUUGAUAAGUGGAUACAAGAGGAUGUGGGACUGAACUCAAAGUUUCUUUUUGUCACAUGUGGAGACUGGGAUCUGAAAACUAUGCUCCCAAGUCAGUGCGACCUAGAGAACUACCAGGUACCUGUAUACUGCAAGACAUGGCUCAAUAUUAAAAAGUCUUAUGCAGUGAUGACAGGAGAGUACGUCAAAGGCAUGAUGCCAAUGAUUAACGGUCUCAACCUUGUUCACAUUGGCCGCCUUCAUCGAGGUCUUGAUGACUGUCACAACAUUGCCAACAUUCUGAGAGCUCUGGCAGACCAAGGCUGCAAGUUCCUACCUACGAUGGCCAUUGAUUAACUUAUUGAAAUAAGUUUUUCUUAUUUUAUAUUGAUCCAGCAGUGGUUUUUGGUACUUUUAAGAAAUUGUCAAAAGUGAUUAAUUCAGGUUAGCUACAGUAUAUUAUUAGACAUUAAUAGACAUGAGUAGUAUGGCUUCAGUCUGUAGUGUUUUUUUUUUUUUACAUAUUUCAUGGAAUGAGUCUAAGGGUACAUUUUAAGUACAAAAAAUUUAUUUUCAACUAAAAGUACUAAAGCUAGUUUUUCCAUUUAUAUUUAAAUAUGAUUAUUUUAUGGGAUUUCAGUUUUGUUUAGAUAUAGUUAGGUUUGCUUUUUAAUAUUUUAUUUAGUGAAGAAUUGCACAGAAAUUGCCAGCACUGACUUGCCAGUCAUAUACUAAUUUUUCACUACAAAUGCAAAAUUGUUUUCUAAGAUACGUUUGUGUGGGGUUACCAAAAGUAUUAUUCAGUGGGCAGAGGAAGGGUUGUUGAGGUGGUUUGGGCAUAUAGAGAGGAUGGAGCAAAAUAGGAUGACUAGGAGGGCAUGUAAAUAGGGGUUGGAAGGAAGGAAGGAUAUGGCUCAUCCCAGGAAGGGUUGGAGGGGGGGGGGAGUCUACCUACCUGGAGGGUGUUCUGGGAUCAGCACACCCACAGCCUGCAGCUGGUUUUGAGUGCUAGGGGCUUGGGCAUCCAACAAGUUCAUGUGAACCUGUUAAAUAGGAGUUAGUGGAGGCAAGUGGUUUUUAUGAUUUGACAUGCUCUGAGAGUGUGAAUAAAGCAACAUUUGUGAAGGGAUUCAGGAAAACCAGUCUUUCAAUUUGAGUCCUUGAAAUGGGAAGUACUGUGCCUACAUUCUGAAGGAGGGGUGGGGAUGUUGCAGUUUGUAAGGGGUCACCUGACCUGUGCCAUCAGCAUGCUUCUGGCCAAACAGUGAUUGAAUGAUGGUGAAAGUGUUUCUUCUUUUUCGGGUCGCCCUAUCUCGGUGGGAGACAACCAGUGUGUUAAAGAAAAAAUGUCAAAGUAAUUGGUUAAUUUUGGUUGUGUCACACAGGGAAAGUUCAUAGAUAUGCAAAGCAUUUUGGCAAGGAGAAAACAAAUUAAGUAUUACUGGGCAUCAAAUAGUCAGAUUAAAGUUAAUAAGGUGCAACUCUAAUUGUAGAUAAUCAGCCAAUGCUAAAAAUGAAUUACAGGUGUCCCCUUGCUUUAUGUGAGAGAUGUAGUCCUGAUUGUUGGUGUAUAAAGUGAAAUCGCAUGUAGCAAACCCAUUAUAAUGGUGAAAAUGGGGUUACUGCAUAUAAUCAAAAUCACACAUAGCAAAUCAGCAUAAAGCAAGGAAAACCUGUGCUGGUAUGUACUUGCAUGUUUAUAUAAUGUUAGUGCUGUCUUCUCUGCUGUGGUUGUUGUUGUGUUUACUUACACUGUGUGUACAUAAAAUAUUUUAAAUGUAUUAGUAAUUGUGGGAAAUAUAAAAUGAGAAUGAACUAAA
Molecule: messenger RNA, 2355 nt
Organism: Cherax quadricarinatus
Lineage: Eukaryota; Metazoa; Arthropoda; Malacostraca; Decapoda; Parastacidae
Product: ERI1 exoribonuclease 3
Biological process (GO): exonucleolytic trimming to generate mature 3'-end of 5.8S rRNA from tricistronic rRNA transcript (SSU-rRNA, 5.8S rRNA, LSU-rRNA)
Molecular function (GO): 3'-5'-RNA exonuclease activity; nucleic acid binding
Source: RefSeq, a predicted model, not a curated record